AUGACCAAGAGUGAAUUUUAUGACAUGUAUGGAUCCGGCUUCGAUUCGCUCUGUAUCGGCAGCGAGCGAGAUCCAAGAAAGCAUGCGCAAAUGAAAAAGUCACUGUCAGCCGCAUUUUCAACCAAGGCACUGGUGCAGCAAGAGGACAUCGUUAGACGGUGUGUGGAUGGCUUUGUCCAGCGUCUUGGAGCGGAUGGCGCAUGCGAAAAGGGACUCAACAUGACAAAAUGGUUUGAGAUGAUCGCAUUUGACAUCCUGGGUGAGAUGGCGUUUGGAGAAACCUUUCACUGCAUCGAGAAUGAAGACUUCUUGACAAAUAUCUCGGAAAAGGUCAAGAGUGGCGAAGUAAGCCAGGAAGAAAUGACUGCCCACGCAUCCACCUUAGUCAUUGCCGGUGGAGAGACAGUCGCCACGUUUCUAGCUGCGGUCACCUAUUUGCUCCUCAAGAACCCUUCGACAUAUAGUAGGCUGCAGAAGGAGAUCCGUGACCGUUACAAGAAUGCCGAUGAGAUCACGGCCAUGUCUGCACAGCAACUACCAUACCUGCAAGCGGUCAUCUCCGAAGGCCUAAGGAUAUACCCGCCUGGGUCACAAGGAUUUCCGCGCACCUGCCCCGGUGCCACAAUUGACGGACACUGGGUACCACAGGGGGUCGAGGUUUAUACGAGUGCAUGGACCGUCACUCACGACGAGAACUAUUUUCAUGACCCAUACGAGUUCAAGCCAGAACGUUGGCUUGAUCCGGCUCGCAAAGACAAUCUCGAAGCGAGUCAGCCAUUCUCCCUGGGCCUGCGUGGCUGCCUUGGGAAGAACUUUGCUCUGGUUGAGAUUAACCUGAUAAUGACGAAAAUGCACUUCGCCUGCGACAUGGAGCUUCAGGAUGCGAAUUUGGACUGGUUCCAGCAGAGCCGAAUGCAUGUGAUGUGGAGUAAACCGGCCAUGCAUGUGAAGUUCUUGCCUGCAAGGAAGUAG
Messenger RNA from Diaporthe batatas, 972 nucleotides. RefSeq lists its product as uncharacterized. The record is from RefSeq and is a predicted model, not a curated record. Gene Ontology annotation, molecular function: heme binding; iron ion binding; monooxygenase activity. The transcript has 5 exons. Lineage: Eukaryota; Fungi; Ascomycota; Sordariomycetes; Diaporthales; Diaporthaceae. The coding region runs from base 1 to 972 and encodes 323 amino acids.